GGAGAGGCCUGCUAGCCGGGGAUUCCUGGGUGGUUGGACUACAGCUGCCAUGAUCCCCUGCCCCCUCACUGAACUAGCUGGCUGGGGCUGAUGGGAGCCACAAGCCAACCCCCCCCCGCCGCUUGAGCCUGGGUUGAGCGUGGCUGUGCCGCGUGUUCCCUCUGAGGAGCGCCAGCGUCCAGAGGUCUCAACGGAGACGGAGGUCUUCCCAGUCCGGAGCAGGGCUCAGGAGACCCGGGUUCAAAAUCUCCCUUCCAUGACCUGGGGACCUAUCCGCUCUCUCCGCCGGACCCCCCUCCCUCGCAGGGCACACCUAAAAGGCGGAGUGUGGGUGGCACCAUGGAUUUCUGGAGGUUCCGGUCCUGCCAUGCGAACCGCAAGAAACCGACUCGCCGAUCCUACACCAUCUACCGCAAUAUGGCAGAAAACGAGGGAGACCCUGACGGGCGGCAGGUGGAGGUCAUCGUGGCAGAGGCCACCCCGGCGGGGACCUUGGCGGGCGACGGCCGCCGGAAAGUGAGGGAAGGGGGCCGGUGCCCAUGCCAGGGGCGGUGGAGGACUAUGGCGUACGUCGGGCUCAUGGGCAUCUUCGUCUUCGUUGUUGGCUUCCUCCUGGGCUACACGACACCCCGGGGCUCCCCCUGCUCAGGGUGCGGAGACCUCAUGGCGAUGGUGAACGACGAAAGGCCCUACGAGACAGACGACAAGCAGGACGGGGCCCUCCUGUACUGGGCCACGCUGCGGGAGAUGUUCCAGAAGUAUCUCAACGAGGAGACCAUCGAGGGGACCAUCCGGAAAAUGAGCGAGGCCCCCCACCCGCCAGGAUCCCCCCGCCUGGACGCGCUCUCCCGCCACGUUCUGGAUGCCUUCAACUCUUUUGACCUGGACCACAGCUGGACAGACAGUCACUACGUGGGGCUGCAGCGUCCUGACUGGCGACAACCCAAUUUUCUGCACCGCGUGGAUCCCGGUGGCGCGGUGCUAGAGAAGUUGCCUCUGGGGGACCCGGACGUCUAUUGCCCUUACAGUGGUGCCAGCACCGUCACGGGCAGCCUGGUCUUCGCCAACUAUGGGCGCCGCGAGGACUUUGCGGUUCUGAAGCAGCUCGGGGUGAACCCCCGGGGUCACCUGGUCCUUGUUCGCGUCGGGGAGAUCAGCUACGCCGAGAAGGUGGCCAAUGCGGAAGCGUCCCGAGCCGAGGGGGUUCUCAUCUACCCAGACCCCUUUGACGUCCUGGAGGACCCCCGCAAACCAGGGCUGUCCCCAAACAUGAGCAUUUAUGGACAUGUUCACAUGGGUGCUGGAGACCCUUACAGUCCGGGCUUCCCAUCCUUCAACCACACCCAGUUUCCACCGAUCCAGUCCUCGGGCCUCCCGAAAAUCCCUGCUCAUCCCAUUAGUGCCAACGUGGCCUCCUACCUGCUCAGGCAGCUGGCGGGUCCCGUGGCCCCCCAAGCCUGGAAGGGGCGUCUUCCUGGCAUCCUGUACCGCCUGGGUCCUGCAGAACCCAGUUUCCGGUUACAGCUGGGAGUGCAGAACGUCAAGCAGUCCGUGAUGAUUAACAACAUAUUUGGAUGCAUUGAAGGCAGAUUUGAGCCAGAUCACUACCUUAUUGUCGGGGCCCAGCGUGAUUCUCUGGGACCCGGAGCCGCCCGGUCUGGGGUGGGCACAGCAAUCCUGCUCGAACUUGCUCGUACUUUUGCAGCCAUGGUGCGGAACGGAUUCCAACUACGAAGGAGUUUGCUUUUUGUCAGUUGGGAUGCUGGCGAUUUCGGCAGCGUGGGCUCCACGGAAUGGCUCGAGGGGUACCUCACGAUGUUGCACCUAAAGGCAGCGGCUUACAUCAGCCUGGACAACGCCGUUCUAGGAGACGAUGUAUUUUUUGCCAAGACCAGCCCAGCCCUUGUGAGCCUCAUUGAAAGUGUCAUCAGGCAGGUUGACAGCCCGAGUCGCAGCGGCCAAAGCAUUUUUGACCAGAUAACAGAACAAGGCCGGCGCUGGGAGACCGAGGAUCCGUCCUAUUCCUAUGGACAGCAGUGCCUUCGCCUUCACCUCCUUUGGGGGGGUCCCCGCUGUGGAAUUCUCUUUUGCAGAGGUGAGAGACCCUCACUCCCGGUUUGGUGUGCGAACUCUCGCCUGUACCCCUUCCUCAAUACGAUGCUAGACACCUAUGACAAUCUCAACCGCGCACUCUACGGGCGCCUUCCGGCCGUGGCCAAGACUGUGGCCGAGGUGGUGGGCCACAUCCUGAUCAAGCUGACCCAUGACCACCUUCUGCCCCUCGACUACUGGUGCUAUGGGGACGUCCUCUUGGAACACAUUGGCCGGUUCAACAAAUACUUCACCCAGUUGAAGAACCGUGGGUUGACCCUCCAGUGGAUGUAUUCUGCUCGAGGCGACUACACGCGGGCGGCGGACAAGCUGCGGAAGGACAUCUACAGCUCGGAGGAACACAACGAGAGGCUUUUGCGCAUGUACAAUGUCCGCAUUAUGCGGGUGGAAUUCUACUUCCUGUCUCAGUACGUGUCGGUCACGGAGACCCCCUUUCGUCACAUCCUGCAUGGCCGGGGGCCCCACACGCUGGGGGCCCUGCUGGAGCACGUCGACCUCCUGCGAGAGGCUCCGGAGGCCUUUGACGAGGUCCUCUUCCGCCGCCAACUGGCCCUGGUCACCUGGACGUUGCAGGGAGCGGCCAACGCCUUGAGCGGAGACGUCUGGAAUAUCGACAACAACUUCUGACAGCAGGGAAAUAUCCGGAAGGAGCAUCGAUGGCGGAGCAGAGAUCAAGCUGGCUGUGCUUUUAAAAGAAGGGGCCAUAAAGUUCCAACCGAAAUACGGAAGUCCCCCAGAUGUUCAAUGUCCUCCGUCCGCCGCCCCCCCCUUGACGUUUUUCAGCACAGUCUUCUCAAGCUCAUGCCCUCCAAAAAGGUUGGACUACAAUUCCCAUCCUUCCAGGAGGAGCUUGUAAUCCGGGGCAUCCAAAGGGCAUCUAACAAGCAUGUCUUACCGGGAAAGAAUUCAACUUUGCAGCCCUUAGAUUUUUAAUUUCAGCAAGCAAAUUCCAGCAAAACCCACACAGAGAGAAUAUGGGUUUUAGCUCUUAUCUCAGCUCCUUCCUUAUUUCCCUUCCGGUUUCUAUCUCUUUUCUCUUCCAAAUUUAUCAGUGGCAGGGGUCGCUAUAAAGUGUUUGUGUAUUGCUAUGCAAUACCGCCGGGGUGGUGGUGGUUCUGUUCCCCUGCCUUAAUUAUCCCACCUCGUUAAUUACCUCCCUGUAAUUCCCUCUCCCUCCUAAUUUAUCAGCAGCAGUGUCUGCUAUAGAUUGAAUCGAUUUAUUGCUAUGUAAUAGAGUGAAUUCCUCCAGCCUCUUAUUUUGCCCUUUUGGGGGGGGGGACUCUCCCCUCCCUUGACUCCUGAUGUGUUAAUUGCCCCUUUGCUGAUUCCCAGCUCCCCCCGCUUAAUUGCUUAUCAGGGGCAGUGAUCACUGUAAAGUUUUAUUGCUGUGCGAUGUGGCGAUCCACCUUAUUGACCUCGUUAAUAAUAACUGAAACCUUGUUAAUUUAUCAGUGGCAGAGAUCACUAUAAAUUAUUUCUUUUUA
Molecule: messenger RNA, 3596 nt
Organism: Pogona vitticeps (central bearded dragon)
Lineage: Eukaryota; Metazoa; Chordata; Lepidosauria; Squamata; Agamidae
Source: RefSeq, a predicted model, not a curated record